Molecule: messenger RNA, 1921 nt
Organism: Cucurbitaria berberidis CBS 394.84
Lineage: Eukaryota; Fungi; Ascomycota; Dothideomycetes; Pleosporales; Cucurbitariaceae
Product: peroxisomal membrane protein
Exons: 4
Coding region: 243-1805 (520 amino acids)
Biological process (GO): protein import into peroxisome membrane
Cellular component (GO): peroxisomal membrane
Molecular function (GO): protein-macromolecule adaptor activity
Source: RefSeq, a predicted model, not a curated record
GGGAGCUGGGUUGAACAAUAGCUGCUGGUGUAUCGACCUCUGGUGAACACACUCCUUGCUUUAUCCACAAUUAGCGAUACAUCUCCACGGGCCACAGCUUCACCCAGGCGCUGCAUCGCUGCAUUGAUCCAGCAGUGACGUGCCACGUCCCUUGCUAUCUCGGGCUGGGGUUCCGACUUUCCCCACACGCGACUCCUGCUUCGCGCCCUGCUCGAGGCUAGGACACCGACGUCGACGACAGCAUGAUACAGUCCACGCGUCGCUGGUUCAGGCGGAACCGAACCAACUUUGCCAUCGGAGCUGGCGUGCUGGGCGCUGGCUAUCUGGCGGGGCAAUAUGUGCUAGGGAAGCUGUCCGAGGCAAGGCAGCGCAUGGGCGAUGAGCGCAUCGCGAAGGAGAAUCUACGCAGGCGCUUCGAACAGAACCAGGAAGACUGUACCUUCACGGUCCUUGCCAUCCUGCCCACGGCGACGGAGAACAUUCUCGAUGCGAUACCCGUCGAGCAAGUACUGGAAGAGCUGCAGAGGCAGAAGGCACAACGAUUAGCACGGAGCGUUGGACCCAGCGAGAUUGCCAGCUCAGCACCACCCAGUGUAGCAGACACGACCGAGGAUGACGCGCAAAGCUCAAGCCUGCAGACAGACAGCUUUGUUCAUACCAGCCAGGUGGGUACAGAAGGUGGUAGCAGCACAGGCCCCGCCGAAGGGAACUCCGGAGCAAGUGACGAGCAAAAGAGCAAGAAGAGCAAAGCGCAACUUUGGAAUGAGAUGAAGAUUAGCUCGAUAACACGUGCUUUUACACUCGUCUAUACACUCUCUCUCCUCACGCUCCUCACCCGCAUCCAGCUAAACCUCCUCGGCCGCCGCAACUACCUCGCAUCCGUCGUCUCGCUGGCCGCCCCACAACCUGCCAGUGAAGAAUCGCGAAUCAAUCUCGAAAACAACGACGACGACAACUUCGAGCAGGCAUACGGAAACGACUUUGAGACGAAUCGAAGAUAUCUGAGUCUGAGCUGGUGGUUACUACACAGGGGCUGCCUUGACCUCAUCGAGAAGGUGAGGGUAGCGGUCCAGGAGGUCUUCGGUCUCCUGAACCCGCGAGAAGAGAUUACCCUGGAGAGACUAUCAGAGCUCACACUGGAAGUACGCAAGAAGGUCGAGGGUGCCACCGAGGAGGAGAGAAGAACAUGCAAGUGGCUCUCUUACCUGCUCCCAUCGCAAGACCAAGAAGACUACGUUCUCCGCGAAUCCGGCAUGACUUCCUCUUCCGAGUCUACAUCGCCUACCACAACCACCUCUCUCCGCCGCCUAAUUGACGAAACGUCAGACCUCAUCGACUCCCCAUCCUUCACACACGUCCUCACUCUCCUCCUCGACGCCGCCUUUUCCCACCUCGUCGACGUCAAGAUAUCCCAACUCUCGUACAAGAUUCCACCCAUCUCCGACAACCACGCCCGCGUUCAAGAAAUUGUGGGUAGCGAUGUAAAAGCUAAAGUUGCAAAUUCGCUAGCCGUCUUUUGCAGACAAGCCCACAGUAUCGGCAGUGGAGCAAACAAUGAGUACCUGGCGGCUAUUGAGCAGGUUAGGGAUCUAGAGGCAUUUGCUGCUGUGGUCUACUCGAGCAAUUUCGAGUUUGAGAGCCCAGAAGGAGCUGCUGUCCUCAGUAGUAGGCCAGGGACAGCAGAGGGACCACCACCUCCAGCGACAAGUUUGGCUGCACCUCCAACGCCGAAUUUGGCUACAGACUCUGGGUUUGAGAGUGCGUGGGGCAAGGCGCUGGCCAAGGAGGAUGGGAAGGCAUAUUGAAUCAACAGAGAUGACAUGAUUUGUACGAUAGGAUUGGAAAGAGGUGGUGGAUAUGGUUGCAGUAGGAAUUCACGAUAGAUACCCGCAAUUUGACUUAAUUUAAUCAAUUCACGAAC